AUGACAUCAUCCAUCGUAGCCUGCGGAGUGCGGCGAGUCGCAGAGAAAUAGCGUCUCAGUAUAGGAAACCACCGCACGCCGAACUAACGUUCUAAAUAAUUUAAUUGUGUACUGUUAAUUACUCAUUUACAUCAUGGCCAACGUUUUAGAUGUGGCUACGGAGGAUAACCUCCAAUACCAGUUCUUCCCUGUUAGCAGUGGCUCCGUGCAGUUCAAAGUUCGCACACCUAAUGAUGCCCACGUUGCUCUCACAAUGGGACCUCAAGAGUCCGAUCCGAUGUACGAGAUUUUCAUUGGAGGAUGGGGAAACACAAAGAGCGUCAUCAGAAGAAACAGGACGAAACCAGACAAAGUUGAAAUUGAAACACCUGGCAUCGUAAACGGUGGUGAAUUCCGCGGCUUCUGGGUGCGUUGGGAUGGUGGCAUCGUGUCAGCAGGCCGCGAAGGAGAAGCAAUUCCCUUCAUCUCUUGGUCCGACCCUGAACCAUUCCCAGUUGCCUUUGUAGGAGUAUGCACUGGUUGGGGAGCGACUGGCACAUGGAAAAUCGAAGAUGGAGCGGAGUUCAAUACUCCAGACAACCUAGAGUAUAAAUUCGGCCCAGUCGCUGCUGGAUCUCUAGAACUGGAUUUCCGCGGUCCUCACAACUGCCACAUUUGUUUGACGCCUGCGCCUGCCGAAAUUGAACCAAUCUAUGAAAUUAUCCUCGGAGGAUGGGAAAACACUAAGUCUGUGAUUAGAUACUGCAAACAAAAACCUGAAAAGGUGACUGUCCCGACUCCGAGUCUUAUGAAUGCCAACGAGUUUAAAAAGUUCAUCAUUGAAUGGCGCUGUGGAAGAUUGACAAUUCGUGAUGGAAGUUCAGGCCAAGUUCUUAUGGAUUGGACCGAUUCUGCUCCAUUCCCAAUUACGCAUUUCGGUAUCCGCACCGGUUGGGGUGCUCGUGGCAAUUGGCGAAUCCGUCAUUUCUACAAAAAUGGCGUUGAACAAAUUCUGCCUCCAUCUGCUCCAGCAGCCGCGGCUUUAUACAGUCCCCCUCCCGGUUACCCAGGCGUCGCGCCCGUUGGUGGAGCUGGCGUGUGGGUGGACGCUAAUUCCGGCCAAGUACCCCCUGGUGCCGUCGUCGGUGGCCAAGACUGCUCUGGCGAACCUCUAUACGUAGCUAGAGCACAACACGAAGGUGCAAUGCUUCCUGGCAAAGUGGUAUCUUCACACGGAUGCGCGUAUGUGCCUUGGGGUGGACAGGAACACGGAAAGCCUGAAUAUCAAGUUCUGGUCGGUGGACCUGGCAACUGGGUACCUACCAGCGGCUCCAACAUUCCCCCAGGAGCAUUCCCCGGAGGUGAGACUGAAGACGGUGAGCCUCUCUUCAUUGGCAGGGUGCGCCAUGAAGGCAGCAUCACCACCGGCAAGGUGCAACAAUCCCACGGUGUAUGCUACAUCUCUUUCGCCGGACAAGAACUUGGUUUCCCUGAUUACGAAGUCCUGGUCGCCUAAGCAGCUUCAAGUAGAAGAAAGUUAUUAAUUCGCGCCUAAUCCAGCUGAAGAGCUUGUUAAUGCAAUUAUUACAAAUAAUAAGACUUAAAUUACCUAUGUACAUUUUUCACGCUAUUUUAUAAAUUAUUUAUUACGGGAUGUAUGCAUCAGCAUUAUACGUACGUAGUCAUCACUGAGUAUAUUUUAAAUAAAUUGUUGUGACAAA
This is a messenger RNA of Zerene cesonia (dogface butterfly), 1700 nucleotides long. RefSeq names its product C3 and PZP-like alpha-2-macroglobulin domain-containing protein 8. The record is from RefSeq and is a predicted model, not a curated record. NCBI's taxonomy places the organism in Eukaryota, Metazoa, Arthropoda, Insecta, Lepidoptera, Pieridae. The coding region runs from base 134 to 1495 and encodes 453 amino acids. The transcript is spliced from 7 exons.